Penicillium taxi is the source of this 2907-nucleotide messenger RNA. RefSeq lists its product as uncharacterized. The record is from RefSeq and is a predicted model, not a curated record. Bases 1 to 2907 code for a protein of 968 amino acids. NCBI's taxonomy places the organism in Eukaryota, Fungi, Ascomycota, Eurotiomycetes, Eurotiales, Aspergillaceae. The transcript is spliced from 3 exons. Gene Ontology annotation, cellular component: RNA polymerase I core factor complex. Gene Ontology annotation, biological process: nucleolar large rRNA transcription by RNA polymerase I. Gene Ontology annotation, molecular function: RNA polymerase I general transcription initiation factor binding; RNA polymerase I transcription regulatory region sequence-specific DNA binding.
AUGGAUGAACAUCCUGAUUGUGCUCUACAUUACGGGCAUGUCGGUCGAGCUGUCUAUAUUCCGGAGUCAAAGGCUUGGACAUUUUCGCGCUCCUUCGCGCGACCUACCCCGAUUACAUAUACAGGAAUAACGACGAACGCAAUACCGUCGCCUCAUAAUGUUUCCAAGUCUGAAGUGUACGGUCCUUACGGUCGACCUCCAAACCAAAGACUGAUUUCAUAUGCACACCCUGAUCUGGCUGCACACUGGGUCUCGAUUCAUGACGAUGCCCUUUCCAACUUCGUUUCAGUGACAUCAGAUUUCUAUGACCCCCAAGUCUCUACACUCCUUGACCUAGGAUCCGCAUGGAGUAUCAGACAUUUUGAUAUGGGAGCGCGGGUCUCCAUUGCAGCAGCUGUGACCGGUGACUGCAGUACCACCAUUACUUUCCGCCUCAUGAGAGCUGAUACGGUCAAGCUCACAAAUCAAGGUCUUGUACGUGCGCCAGCCAUCGGCGACUCAGAAUCGACCGAAUGGUCGACCCAAGGAGCCCGUAUUCGUCAAAUUUGCUUUGCGCGGCCUGUGGAGGAAGAGGAAGAAGGCGCCACUUGGAUGGCUGCUCGUCUCACGGAGUCAACGGUUUUUUUCCGGCCUCUAUACCGACAAAAUCCAGCAGCCAUGCACAUAUAUCACGAUGAUCCAGCCGCAUUUCCUUCAGAUCUCCGCAACUCUAGGCUUGAUGCCAAUCCCACAGUGGAGAUCUUUAGCUCGUAUACGGGCGGGUUCCCGCAUGCGGACGUAUCAUUUAAUCCGUGGUGGCAGAGACAGGUGGCUAUUGUUGAUAGUAGAGGCAACUGGAGUAUAUGGAUUAUAUCGGGUAAACUACGAAAGGCUAAUUGGCUUGUUACGCCGGGUCAGAAAGGCUCACUGCCAAUACUUGACUCGACCAACGCCAAUAGUCCGCGACAUGAUGGAUGGGCAUCUAUUGAGUGGGUUGCUGAUUUCUCGACCAUAUUAGUCGCUGAUCGCCGCUGUGCUAUGCUUUUCCAGAUGGUAGGGGAGGAUACCAGAUCCAGCACCAUUGAGCUGUGUCUAGGCAAGCCUUCCGAAUGGAUCUUGGAUAUGCAAAGAAGCAGUCAAAAUCCAUCUCACUUUUUUAUUCUCACUACAACCCGACUUCUCUGGUUUGAUGUUGCAAUGUCUGUUCCUAAUGCAGCGGGUGUACGGCCACCUUUACGACCGCAUACAGCCUGGUGUCACUUUCGAGAUGUCGAGGACACAACAUUACGGAUCAGCGAGUUGUUGGUCAGAAGUGAACUGCAUCUGGUUUUAUACUCCCGUGUUACAGAGGUCGUGCAGGUGUUUCCAUGUCCAGUUACCACGGAUGAGGGCGCGGAAACAGUUGCAGUCUCUGAUCCUUUUCUGCUUUCUGUACCCUCGAUCAGAGACCCUUCUGCCCCCGAGAAGAGCACGCGCUAUUCAACAUUUAUCUUCAAAGAAGUCGGUCAUUCUCCUGGAUCCGCCUUAGUAGAGGAGAGCUACAGCCCUAAUAUGACACUUGUCAAACUCUUCUGGAUCGACUCUUCUCUUGCCAUCCAUGAAACGUUUUACAAGGGUCCAGAUAAGGACCCGGAUGAACAGGAUACGUUUGCCAAUAACAAUAGCAUUCUACAUGUCACGCGACAUUACCUACCCCGGAAGGAAAAGGAUGUCGCCGAUGACAGUAAUUUCGUCGUUGAUGAUUGGGAUGAUUCUGUGGUUGUUCCACGGGUCAUACCCAUGGCGGUGGCUUCCACAGAAGUUGAAGAAGACCUGGAAUGGACUGUGGAUUUUUCUCGAACAUAUAAUCUUGCCGUGGCAAAUAUCACGACCCAAAGUGGUGGACAGUCCAAUUUUACAUUUGAUAAGAUGAUUGACAACCUCAAAAGCGAGGAAGAUUCAGCUGGUUGGAGGGCAAGUGAAUCAAUACUCGAACAGUGUGGUGGCCGACCUAUAUUAGAUGACAUCGAUCAGAAUUCCCAGGACUUGGAACAGCUCGUCUCAAUGGCUCUGGCUGGAAACCUCAACUCUCAAGGCAAAUACCCAUUUAUGCUCCUCUCGAUGCAGUUCUCUCAUGUGUUUUUCGGUAUGCCAGCUAUUUCAGCUGGGAACCAAUUCGGGUUGAAUCUCCUGGAAACAUACGAUUAUCUGAUCAAUGAGUGGAUAACAAGUCUACCAAAUGACACACCCAAUCAUACUCGCCGAAUGAAGGAGAAAGUAGUUCGUGGCAUUGCCCUUGAUAUCAUCCUGGCACGCCUAAUCCGCAUUUCCAACCGAACUAGCUAUCAAAACUCAUCACAAGCGAUCGAAUCUGUUGACGAUGAUCAGCAGAUGGAGGAACCUACAACGCCUCGUGAUAUUGGAGUUCAACUCUCUUCACAAUUGCACUCCAGCCAGAGCGUGGUUGCUAGGGAUGAGGCCUCCCAGCCCUGGGCUGACAAAAAGGCCACCUCUGCCCCAUUGUACUACCAUUUGUCUGCAUUCACCACGUUCAAGAAGCCUCGUACGACGGCGCGGAAUGUCAGUAGUCUGCUCUCUCAUUGGCAGCCGGGCUCUGACCCUUCCACAUACGUGCAACAGAGUUUGAUGGUUGGUGAGGAUCGGACAUCGACACCGAGUACUCCUAAACAUCGGACACGCAAGAGACGAUCAUACUCGCAAUCGCAAUCAACUGCAGUCGAUGCGACAUCCCUGCCUCCAACCCCCGUCGUGCCCAUAUCCCGGGUCUGGGGCACUCAACCCGAGCAUAUACUAUCAUCUUCACAGUACAUUCCCAGCAGUCAGCCCCGGAACGAAACGAUGAGUCAAACAGAAAGAGGAAACUUCGGAGCGCGUGAAGUCAAGAAGAAAACGGCAAAUAAGAAGAAAAGAAGAGCAGCUGGAUUCUGA